Messenger RNA from Zeugodacus cucurbitae (melon fly), 1434 nucleotides. RefSeq names its product caspase-3. Gene Ontology annotation, cellular component: cytoplasm. NCBI's taxonomy places the organism in Eukaryota, Metazoa, Arthropoda, Insecta, Diptera, Tephritidae. The transcript is spliced from 5 exons. Gene Ontology annotation, biological process: proteolysis; apoptotic process. Bases 228 to 1280 code for a protein of 350 amino acids. The record is from RefSeq and is a predicted model, not a curated record.
UACGCUCAGUUUGAUAUUCGCUUUCGGUCGGUUAGCAUCGCUGUGGGAAGCGGUGAAUAAGCGUGUGCGAUUGUACGAUCCGUGAGAUAAUUCAAUUAAAAUAAGCAUACGAGUAGAAGCGUAAAAGCUAAGCAAUAAAAUUUAAAAGCAACAAAACUAAAAAAGAGAAGAGUAGCCAAAAAUCAAUAAAAAGUUUCAAGUUUAAGAUCUACCCAAUCAAAGUGGAAAUGGACGAACAGGACAUCUCAUUUUUCGGCAGUAAGAAAAAGGACAAAAGCAAAUCAACACAAAAUCUAGAAGCUGUGCCUGAGAAACCCAAGACUUCACAAGACGCUAAAAUAAUUUCCCGACCCACAACAGAAGUCGAUUACCGAACAGAUAAUCCACACAUCGGUCUUGCCAUUGUGCUCAACCACAAGCAUAUCAAGGGCCAGACGAUACGUAAUGGAGCCGAGAAAGAUUGCAAUGAUAUUACGGCUUCUUUGGAAAAUUAUGGUUUCGAUGUGCGCGUCUAUAAUGAUUUGAAGAAGAAGAAAAUUGCAACGCUUUUGAACACAGUGGCCACUGAGGAUCACAGCCAAUAUGACUGCUUCGUCUUGGUCGUUAUGUCUCAUGGUGAUAAAGGCAGAAUAUGCGCAGCCGAUGACUUUUAUUCAACCGAGGAGCUGUGGGAGCCACUACUCGGCGACAACUGCCCAAGUUUAUUGGGUAAACCGAAGUUAUUCUUCAUACAGGCCUGUCGUGGAAAGCGCAUACAGCAACCAGUAUUGAUAGCCUCACGUGCAGCUUUUCAACGAGCAACCUUUGAACCAGCCAGUAUGCCCCAACCCACAACUUAUGCCAUUCCAACCACGGCCGAUAUUUUGGUUAUGUAUUCCACAUUUGAAGAUUACUACUCCUUUCGGAACAGCGUAAGUGGUUCCUGGUUCAUACAAAGCCUUUGCAGUAUUUUGAAUGAGGCAGCCGAGAGCAGCGAGGCACAAGCCGAUGGCGUUGAAUUGUUACGACUACUCACCGCCGUUAAUCGCAAAGUGGCAUACGAGUAUCAAUCGUACAGCGACAAUGAAUUGAUUAAUGAGAAGAAGGAAAUGCCGAAUUUCAUGUCGACACUCACCAAAUCAUUCUAUCUGAAAGUGAAGCCGAAAAGUGUCGAUGCUAAGAUCGAAGACGAUCUGCCAGUACUCGAUGGAGUAAUCGAUUUGGAGGAAAGAAUAAAUCGGAUUUUCAAUAUGGAGGCGCAAUAUGCACCACUGUUUAGCACUCCACACCAAUAUAUUUAAACGCAAGCAUUCCCGUGGAAGCCGCUAUUUGCCUUUAUUGUUCUUAUUUGCAUUUAUAAUUUUGUGCUUCGUAUUUAAACCAAAAAUUAUAUUUUGUUUUGAAUUUCAUUGUAAGUUUUUCAAUAAUAAAGAUUUAUAUAAUAUUAAAAAAAAA